Messenger RNA from Daldinia loculata, 3061 nucleotides. Its product is annotated as glycoside hydrolase family 5 protein. NCBI's taxonomy places the organism in Eukaryota, Fungi, Ascomycota, Sordariomycetes, Xylariales, Hypoxylaceae. Bases 236 to 2506 code for a protein of 756 amino acids. Gene Ontology annotation, molecular function: beta-glucosidase activity. The transcript has 3 exons. The record is from RefSeq and is a predicted model, not a curated record. Gene Ontology annotation, biological process: glucan catabolic process. Gene Ontology annotation, cellular component: extracellular region; cell surface.
AGAUAGUUGCCCGGCCAACCACAGAUUCACCAUUGGAUGGCACGAAACUCUUGGCCACGCAAGCUUAAACGGUUUAUUCCAAGGAACUUGACGCAAUCGAUAAAUUAUUGCAGAUACUUUCCGCAAAGGGCCUGCAUAUCUAUCUACUUUAUAGAUUGAAAGACUCCUUACGUGUUUGUGAAUGUAUCCCAUAUCUAUAUUGUAGUUAGUCUUAAAUUUCUCAUUCCUUAUACCCAUGGCGCAUGACGAGGUGGAAUCGGACGGCCACCGGCGUAGGGAUUCCGAUGCGCAUCAUAAACGACAUAAGAAACGGAGAUCCAGAGAGCAUGGCUCAAAGAGGCCUACAUCGGGUCCGGAGGAGACAUCACGGGGUACGGCUCGAAGGCUUUCUAUGGGCGCGCUUGCUCAAUUGAAUGAGUAUAAUUCCCUCGAGCCUGCGGAGGAACCGCCGAAAGAACGGGAGCGUAAACCGAAAAGAGACCGACCCCGACGAGAAGAGUAUAAGGCUGUUGAUGUUGAAUACGAGUCACCUAGGAGAGCGCGGCGCUCGAGGGGCGACCAUGCGCAUUCCGAAGGAGAGUAUGAAUCACCUAGAAGGGAACGACGGCGGACAAGAGAAUACCGAGACGGGGAAAGAGUUCGCGAAAGAGGAUACGAAUCUCAGGAUGUAGAGGAUCGACGGCAUAGGCGACGACAUCGCAACAUAGAUACUGGGGACGAAGAGGUUAUACUAAGAGACAAAGAACGAAGACAUCACAAAAAGGACCGAAGAGUAGUCAGCGGAGCUAUCGUAGAGGAGGGGAGGGCGACCUCAAGAAUGAGGGGCGGCGCCGCGAGUAAACACAGUAGUUAUGAUAGCUAUGACAGUAUCGCAAAGGAGAAAGCGGGCAUGCAAUGGAACAUACCAGGAACCGUCAGAAAGAAGAAACGAUGGAUCAUAGCAGGCGUCGCGCUUGUGAUACUCAUCAUCAUCAUAGUGGUAGCGGUCGUCGUGAGCAAGAAGAACCAGGCCAACGACUCUGGCUCGCAUAACUCCAGUCUCGACGAUAUCUCACAAAAUAGCGUCCCCCCAGCUGCUCGGGGGACUUAUCUGGACCCAUUUACAUGGUACGACACGACAGACCUUAACGUAACCUAUACCAACGAAACAGUGGGUGACCUGCCGGUUAUGGGGCUUUUCAUGGAUUGGGACGACUCCAAGUCUGCCAACGACAAGGUCCCCGCUAUUGAGAAGUCCUGGGGCGACUACGCAAAAACACCAGCACGCGGUGUUAAUCUAGGUGGCUGGCUCUCGAUUGAGCCCUUUAUUACGCCUUCGCUAUUCAACUAUGACAGCAGAUUGGGCAUCAUUGACGAAUGGACUCUAUGCAAGCAUCUCGGUCCCAAAACAGCAGCUUCAACUCUUGAAAAGCACUACGCCACAUUUGUUACGGAACAGACCUUCCAGGAGAUACAGGCCGCAGGGUUAGAUCACGUCCGAAUCCCCUACAGCUACUGGGCCGUGCAGACGUACGACGACGACCCAUAUGUCUUCCGCACCUCGUGGCGUUAUCUCCUGCGCGCGAUCGAGUGGGCGCGUAAGUACGGGCUACGAGUGAACUUGGACCUUCACGGCUUACCAGGAAGUCAGAAUGGCUGGAAUCACAGUGGAAGACAAGGCGUAGUCAAUUGGCUCAACGGCACCGACGGGGACCUAAAUUCACAGCGAUCACUCGACGUGCACGAUCGUCUAACUAAGUUCUUCGCGCAGGACCGCUACAAGAACAUCAUCACGUUCUACGGCCUAGCGAACGAGCCGCGCAUGGUGUCCCUUCCUGCAGACGCCGUUAUCUCCUGGACAUCGGAGGCGUACAACCUCGCACGCAAGAACGGCAUACAAGCCAACGUUGUGUUCGGAGAUGGCUUCAUGGGACUAGGCAACUGGCAGGGCAAGCUAACGGGUAUGAACGGGCUGGUGCUUGACGUGCACCAGUAUGUCAUCUUCAACAACGACCAGAUCGUCUACACGCAUCAAAAGAAGGUGCAGUACGCCUGCGACGGGUGGACGCAGCAGACGCAGCAGAGCAUGGACACAUCCACCGGCUUCGGCCCCACCAUGUUCGCCGAGUGGUCGCAGGCCGACACUGACUGCGCCAAGUACCUGACCAACGUGGGCUGGGGCAACCGAUGGACGGGCACGUACGACUCGGGCAACGCGUCGACCGAGGCCCUAACGCCGAAGUGCCCAACUCAAGACACCUCGUGCACGUGCGACGAUGCCAACGCCGACCCGGGUUCCUACUCGGCUUCGUACAAGAAAUUCCUCAAGAUGUUCGCCGAGGCCCAGAUGACUAGCUUCGAGAAAGGCUACGGCUGGUGGUACUGGACUUGGGACACUGAGAGCGCGCCUCAGUGGAGCUACAAGAAGGGCCUCGCUGCCGGCAUCCUGCCCGACAAGGCGUAUGAUAAGGACUUCAACUGCGAUGCAGACGUGCCCGACUUCUCGGAUCUAAGUGAGAGUUUUUGAUUGCUGAUCGCAGUCAAAUUUAGGUUAGGUAUAUCAUUUGUUCUGCUCGGGGUUUGCUUUUUUUUCACUGUUUGUUUGAUUUGCGUGGGGGUUGGCGUCUGGGGAGGCUGGACCGGUGUGUUUUAGGGCUCGGCAUCUCAACCGUCUGCCUACCUAGGUAAUCUCCAUGCAUCUCUACACAUUUUUUUGUGGAAUGGCAAAUUAAGCUAAGGUCGAGUAAUCUAAUAGACAAGCGGCUUACCAAUGACAACAGCUUACCAAUGCCUCCUAGCGAUGCAAAGGAGAUCCGAGCACGUUAUGCUGUCAGGCCGGGUUUCACAAACGGGUUAAAAGGGGGGGGAGAGAAUGGCGUACAGAAGCCGAGAAGGAAGGAUUAGCCGCGGGUAUCCCGCAUCCGGUGGCGUUUCUUUCGGCUCCUAGAGAAGCCGGAGCGCAAACAUUAUCUCGUGCGCAUAAGAUUAGUUGUAACUAUGAGCGUUUUGCAUAUACGCAUUGGCAGGCGGGCUGAUUUUAUUGAUAUAUAUAUUGGAUAUGGUACAUGAAGUAGGGAAGAGG